Molecule: messenger RNA, 3740 nt
Organism: Labeo rohita (rohu)
Lineage: Eukaryota; Metazoa; Chordata; Actinopteri; Cypriniformes; Cyprinidae
Product: terminal nucleotidyltransferase 4A-like
Exons: 13
Coding region: 196-2334 (712 amino acids)
Biological process (GO): RNA 3'-end processing
Cellular component (GO): nucleolus; TRAMP complex
Molecular function (GO): mRNA binding; poly(A) RNA polymerase activity
Source: RefSeq, a predicted model, not a curated record
AUUGGGACGCUCUGUAUUCAACAGUUCGCUGAAAACCAGUUCACGUAGAGGAACUGUCUCGGUUUAUUUAGUCUUACCGGGAUUUUUAAAUUUAGCUCAGCGUCUCGCAAAUUCCCGUGAGUACUGUAACUCUCGAGGACGCCUGUCUACAUUUAGGCGAGAGAGUGUUUGUGAGCUUUGUUACGGUAAAUUUGGAUGGAUCCUCGGGUGGCUUGGAUUCAGCCCGAGCAGAAAGGACCUGCCAACGCUUUGUGGAUGCGCGUAUGGGAAACCUCGCAAAGGCGAAACCACUGUAACUCGCUGCGGGUAAAUACACCUGCUUUGGCGGCCAGUUGUAUGAAGCAGUUAUCGCUGGUACCCACCAACACAGCUGGAAAGUCUUUGAACAGUUCUUUCAAUCAGCAUUAUAAUGACAGAGGUGCCACGCGAUCUCCGAACACAUGUUCUGAUCCUGCACCUCCGUAUGUCACCCCUGUCGUAGUCAACGGUUGUGAUUCUUCCUCACCUUCAUCUUCAGGAGAUUCCGAGAGUGACAAUCCGACGUCAGAUUCCUCAUCUGCCACUGGUGACAGUAUGAGCGCAAAUGCAGCAAACCUUCACUUUAACUUUACUGAACAUAUGUACAAUGUCAGUAACCGUUUACAACAACAUUAUCAGACACAAAUGAUUAUAGAUAACCAACCUAACCACCAUCCAAUAAGAAAGAGAAGUGACCAUAAAGCGAGCACAAAUGGAAUGAACUACUCUCUGUCCUACUCUAAUGGCAGUCAUUUAUGUGGGACCCCUUGGGCAACCAGAAGAUACAGUCCAGGUAUCAACGGCCUCCAUGAGGAGAUGGUGGAUUUUUAUCAUUUCAUGUCACCACGUCCAGAAGAGGAACAAAUGAGGAGAGAUGUUGUCCAUCGUAUAGAGACCAUAAUCAAAGACCUGUGGCCUAUGGCAAAGGUUGAAAUAUUUGGCAGCUUCAGUACAGGACUUUAUCUUCCUACCAGUGAUAUUGACCUGGUGGUGUGUGGAAAAUGGGAACAACCACCUCUACAGCAGCUGGACCAGGCACUCAGGCAGAAUAGAGUGGCUGAGCCAUUCUCCAUUAAACUACUUGACAGGGCUACGGUACCAAUAAUUAAACUGACUGACAGAGAGACAGAUGUGAAGGUAGACAUCAGUUUUAAUGUUGAAACUGGUGUCAAAGCAGCUCGUUUUAUUAAGGAUCAUCUUAAGAAAUAUUCUGUGUUGCCAUACUUGAUCUUUGUGCUGAAGCAGUUUCUGCUUCAGAGAGAUUUGAACGAGGUGUUUACGGGUGGUAUCAGUUCCUACAGCCUCAUUUUGAUGGUCAUCAGCUUCCUGCAGCUCCAUCCCAGAAUAGACUGCAGAGCUUCCAAUAUUAAUUUGGGCAUCCUUCUCAUCGAAUUCUUUGAUUUGUAUGGACGCCAUUUUAACUAUCUGAAAACAGGCAUCCGUGUGAAGGAUGGAGGAGCUUAUCUUGCAAAAGAGGAGAUCAUGAAGGUCAUGGAGACUAGAUAUAGACCCUCAAUGCUCUGUAUUGAGGACCCAAACUUGCCAGGAAAUGAUGUUGGCCGGAGCUCUUAUGGUGCCAUGCAGGUGAAGGACGUGUUUAACUAUGCAUACAUCGUCUUAAGUCAUGCUAUAUCUCCGCUAUCCUGCUCCUACCCUAACAGAAAUCUGGAAAGCACAUUGGGGCGUAUCAUUAAAGUGACCCAGGAAGUAAUUGACUACAGGGAGUGGGUCAUUCAGCAGUGGGGAAACAGAUACAAUGCCAGAAUGAUUGACAGUAACAUCCAGAAUGAUGAAAGAGACCCAGAGGACCAGCAGAGAGAUUCCUCGUCACCACACAAUGCAGGCUCACCUGUAUCUCUGUCCAGCCUUCAGCACUCUUCAUCAUCUUCGUCUUCCUCUAUGUCCUCGCUUUCUGGGAGUGACAUUGAUUCUGACACAUCAUGCAAAUCUUCAGUUCUUCAGGAGUUCUUUACAGUGUCUUGCAUGACUGAUGACAAACAGAAACCACAGAGAAAAGCAAAUGCAGCUGGAACUUUUCUCCACUCCAGAAGUCAGUCACAUCCUUUACCCAGCAAACAAUGUAUGGAUGGUUUGACUCAUGUGAAUGGAGUAGUCCGCGUGUCUCCCGUUUACAUUGGCUCAAUACCCAGCCCCAGUCACUACACUAAUAAUGGCCAAAGAUUCAAGGGGCCUCCAGACACCAGUUGUUUAGAGCGUAACACUUUGCCUGUCCUCAAAGGACAUUAUCCUCAGUAUGGCUAUAACAGCUUGCGGCGGCGGCAAAAGAACACUGUUCCCAUGAGUCUCAGCAGGUAGUGCUAACCAUUUCUCCUGCCCAAGACAAAAUGUGAGCCACAAUCCUUUGGUUUCACUGAUCAAAGGUAAUUAUUCUGCUUAAAAUGGACAAUGUCUCAAUUUGCACUUUUUGUUUUGCCCAGUGCUUUAUCUGUGACUACACAUUUGGAUGUACCUGUUUUCAUUUGUUUUUUUUUCUACUUACUAUGUUUUGUUGUCUUUUAAAUUUUUGUAUAAAUAACAUCUGGGAGCUCUUUAUUUACUGAUAUUCUUUGUUUACAAUUAUAUUGAGUUAGUAGUUCAUCUCUAAUUGUAUUCAGAAUAUUUUUGAUAACAGAAAUCUUGUCACAGCAUUGCUGGGCUGUGAUUUGCUUUUGUACUGUAAAUCGUUCUGUAAAAUACCAUCAGUGCAAUAUGGCUUUUUUAUUGUUGUGCAAGGGUUUUUUUUUUUUUUUUUUCCCCAAUUUUAAUUUUCUCGAAUUGAAUGUAAGUUGACAUUUAUGCAGUGAGAAUCACUUUACAGUAAGAAUCACUUUGUAUGUUUAUGAUGUUCAGAUCUAUAUUGCAGCCAGCAUUAUUGUGGUUCUGUGCAUGUUAAUCUUGUGUGUACUACAUACUACUUGCGCAUCUGCUUGCAGUUCAGCUGACAAAUGGGUUAGUGCUCAAUUGUUUGCUCUGUAUCAAAAUCAUCUCCCCUUUCUUAGACCAUCCAUGUUGCGUGUAUUUUAACACUUUAAAAGUAUCUAGUGGAUGACUUGAAUAUGCAUAUAUGUUUUAAGUUAACCAAAUUUUUAUUUCUUUUUUUUUUUUUUUUUUUUUUUCUGUUUGCGUAAGUGAUCUCCUGAUUAAGGAUGUACUAUUUUUACUAGAUGUAGCAUUGCUCUCCUUAAUCAUUUACUUGUUUUCUCCAUCUACACUGGUCUGAAUGUUGUUAUCUUGGUCUUCCUAUUCUGCCACCAGAUGGUGACCUUGCAUCCACCUUUUUAAUUUUAUUUAAUUUUAUCUAUAUUUUCAUAUAGAGUUCACUAUGCUGGAACAACAACAUUUUACACUACAUAUUUAUGUUCCAAAACACCUUUUGACAAGAUUUGGCACUUGAUUAUAGUUUCUAGGGCCUCUCUAAUUCAUAUAGACUCCAUUUUGACCAUUUUCAGUAUGAUCACACAGCUCACUCUUAACUGCAAAUGCACAGGAAACGUUAGAGGUUUGACCACCAGAGAGGUUUGUUUCAUGUGUCUUGAAUGAGCAGAGUUUUGUGUCAGUGCAGUAAUUCCAGAAAUCAAUUGCUGAAUGCUCUACAAUGAGUCUUCACUUGCAUCUAGGUGCUGUUUGAAUGUAAUGAUGUCUUAAGUUUAAGACUUUUCUGAUACAUUUUUUAUGUUUUGUACUCAAAUUAUUUUAAAAUAAACAUCUUAAGCUGCUUAUUA